AUGGAGAAUUGGAUAAAUUCGAGAAGUUCGACAACCAGUCAAAUGACUUAUGAUGGAGACAACAACACAAAAACUUUUGGAAUGGGUGGUGUUUCAAUUAAUAGGCUGCUGUUGGUUAGCACUUCAUGCAACGUGAAGAAGAAGAAGUUUUACAUCGGUGACUACAAGUUACUGGCGGAGAUAGGGAACGGAAAGUUUGCAACCGUGGCUCUAGUCAGACACAGCUUUUCGAGAAUGCACUAUGCCCUUAAGAUCAUCUUGAAGACUGCCAACAGAGCCAAGAAGAUCAAGUCAGAAAUCCAGGUCCAGAGUAUUCUGUCGGAGCAUAGGAAUCCAUUCAUCAUUGACUUCUAUAGAACUUUCCACACAAAUGGCCACGUAUGUCAUCUGAUGGAGUACAUGGAGUAUGGGAACCUGAUGCAGCAUCUAAAGCACUGCAAGUUCUCCGAAUCGAAAGCCAGAUUCUAUAUUGCCUGCACGCUUAACGCCCUGGAACACGUGCACAACUUGAAUAUAGCCCAUAAGUUGGUUUAG
This is a messenger RNA of Helobdella robusta, 534 nucleotides long. RefSeq lists its product as hypothetical. Gene Ontology annotation, biological process: intracellular signal transduction; peptidyl-serine phosphorylation. NCBI's taxonomy places the organism in Eukaryota, Metazoa, Annelida, Clitellata, Rhynchobdellida, Glossiphoniidae. The transcript has 3 exons. Gene Ontology annotation, molecular function: protein serine/threonine kinase activity; ATP binding. The record is from RefSeq and is a predicted model, not a curated record. The coding region runs from base 1 to 534 and encodes 177 amino acids.